Molecule: messenger RNA, 897 nt
Organism: Prosopis cineraria
Lineage: Eukaryota; Viridiplantae; Streptophyta; Magnoliopsida; Fabales; Fabaceae
Product: MDIS1-interacting receptor like kinase 2-like
Exons: 1
Coding region: 1-897 (298 amino acids)
Molecular function (GO): protein binding
Source: RefSeq, a predicted model, not a curated record
AUGACCAAACUCACGUUGCUAGCUUUGUGUGAAAACAAUCCUUCUGGAUCGAUUCCUUCUAGUAUUGGCAAGAUGACAAAGUUGUCCACAAUAUGUUUGCUUCACAACAAACUUAGUGGCAAUCUUCCAUCAAAAAUGAAUAACCUAACCAAGUUGCAAUCCUUGCAAAUUUCUAACAAUAAUUUCAAAGGUCAUUUGCCUCAAGACAUUUGCCAUGGUGAGGUACUAGCUUAUAUUAGUGCCAAUCAAAAUCAUUUCAGUGAUCCAACUCCUAGAAGUUUGAAGAAUUUCUCUGGCCUUAGAAGAGUUAGACUUGAAAGCAAUCAAUUCACAGGAAAUAUAGUUGAUGCUUUUAGUGUAUACCCAGACUUGUACUACAUUGAUUUGAGUAACAAUGCAUUUUAUGGCCACUUGUCACCUAAUUCGGGUAAGUGCCAUAAUCUUUCAAGCCUCAAGAUAUCCAAUAAUCACUUAUCAGGUUGCAUACCAUUGGAGUUACUCGAGGCAACAAAGUUACAGAGACUUGAUUUGUCUUCAAAUCAAUUGAUAGGAAAGAUUCCAAAAGAAUUGAGUCAAUUGUCAUUAUUGAGUGAGCUUAUGUUGAGCAACAAUCAAUUUUCAAGAAACAUUUCUCCUAAUUUAAUAUCAUUGAAGAACCUUGAACAGUUGAGUCUAGCUAACAACCACUUAAGUGGUUCAAUUCCAAAAAAAGUUGGUCAAUUGAUUAAGUUAUGGGCAUUGAAUUUAAGUAAAAAUAAGUUCUACAGCCUUCCUUCUAGCUUUAGCCAGCUGCAACAUCUUCAAUUUCUUGAUCUUAGUGGAAACUCUUUCACUGGAAAAAAUCCCAACCAUGCUUGGAGAGCUACAACAAUUGGUAAUGUUGAACCUCUCACAUAA